UUUGUUUAUGUAUCUACAUUUUAAGGCUAGAAGUAUUUUUUAUCUUAUAAAAAGGUUUUAAUUGUAAUUUAUUUAUUGUUACGAGUUAUGUUUUCAUAGAUAAAGCACUUCAAUAUCAGCCUAAAGGAUUUAAACCUGAAAAAAUAUCAAAACAGACGUAUUCGUAUUAAUUAUAGUAUCGAUUCCGAAAACACAAUUACCUAGGGUCAGAGAGCAGGAUGGAGGAGACACAAGAACAAGAGGGCUCGGUCCAGCUGGAGGCGCCAGAUGAAAUGAUGGACGAGGCGCCUGUGUACAGGAACAAGCCGGCCCGACUGGCCAACCAGCCUCAGUGGUCAAAGGAGCCGGCCACAACGACGUCCAUGUUGAUGUUCAGCAACGAGGAGAGGGAGGAGAGGAUGUUGGCUAGACUGGAGAAGCCACCACAGUGUCUCAAGGCCAGUUGGAGUGUUUAUGACAAGCUGACCCACGCACUAAGACCCCCUAAGGGCAUCGACACGCCAUCACUAGGGUCAUCCACUGACCCUCCUCCGGCCAUCGCCCCUGGGGACAUGAAGAGCAUGGGUGUUCUUUACGACCCCCUGGAGGAUAAGAAAAGAAAGUUCUUGAACAAGAGGUUCAAGAACAUGCUGGAUACGUUCUCCAUGAUAAGGGAGGCUCCACUUGGGCCCUACAUCAGGCCAACUCCACCCAAGCUGAUGGACAAGCCUGGGCGGGGGAAAAUUCUGCCAACAAUUUUAAAAACGACAAGGCCAGAUAUCAGCGUCAAGUUCGAUUAUCCAAGGACCUUUGCAGCAACGAAACGCUGGACCAAGAUCUACAACCUGAACUUCGAAGACGAGGAGGAAAUGAGGGAGAUUGGGACCCAAACCCUGCCCAUGUUCGUCAUCACCAGCAUGGGCACGCUGAAGAAGGUCUCUCUACAGGAGAUGGAGCAAGUGAUGGAGGCGAGGAGCAAGAGUUUGGCGGAGGAGUCGUUGCACUUUUUCCCGACCAAGAGGACCCAGAUGUCCCCCGGCCCGACUGAGGUUCUCUCAAGAUACGACCCUUUCAAGGCUGAGCAGUCGGAGAUUAUGAACGUCUUCCAGUCGCAGAUGGAUGUAAGGGAGAAAAAAGCACUUGACCCAAUGGAGGAAGGGGAGUUUGAUUUUGAGGAUAUUCCCUAUGACAGCUUGGGGAACCCCAUCGGGAAAACCACAGGCAUUUGUGAAUGGUGUGGUGAGAACAUUUUGCCGUUCCCCACCCAUGAAAUGCUGAAACAAGUCUGGGACAAGAGUUCACUCUACUGCUGUAGGAAAUACAUGACGUUCGUACAGGACAUGGAGGCAAUGGAGCGGAAACUGGCGCCACAAAUUAAGGGGUUUGCUUCCAGGAUCAGCAUCAAGCCCCACGGUAAACGUCAGUCUAUUAGGAAAGCUAGCAGGGCUGCGGCGCUACUACAGGACUCACUGAAGAUGGCAAUGCUUGAGGCGAAGGCUCACGAACCAAUGAAGUCACGACGAAGCUCUAAACAAGAAACCAGGAACAAAAACGUCGAUACCUUCGAUCUACCCUGGGACCCCUACGACACGAAGAUCGAUCAGACGCUCGUCUUCGACGAGGGCGUGUACUUUGACCCCACCUACCACGCCUACCUGUACCCGGAUGUUGUGGCCCUAGCCUCAGGGACGUACCUGGCCGAGGAUUUCAACGCCCUGUAGCACGUGACUGCCGGGGAUCGUCACGUGAUGGUGGUAGGGUCAGGUGGAAGUGUGGGGUUCUGAUUAGUUGUGUGGUGUGUGUUAAUUAAUUGUGGUGAGGUGGUAAUAAGUUAUUGGGCGCUAAUAGAUUGUGGGGUGCUAAUUGAUUAGUGGAUAUUAAUCAAUUGGGAGAUAUAAAUGCAUUGUGGGAUAUUAACUAUUUGGGAUAUUAAUGAAUUGUGGGAUAUUAAUGGAGUUUGGGAUAUUAAUGAAUUGUGGGAUACUUAUGAAUUGUGGGGUAUUAAAGAAAUGUGGGAUAUUAAUGGUAUUUGGGAUAUAAAUGGAAUUUGGGAUAUUAAUGAAUUGUGGGAUAUUAAGAAUAUGUGGGAUACUAAUAGAUUGUGGGUUGCUUAGGGAUCAUUUGAUACUAAUAAAUUUUUUGAUUUGACUGAGUUGUGAAAUUCUAUUGAAUUAUGGCAUACUAAUGACAUAUGGGGUAAAAAGAUUGUUGUGUACUAGUGUACUAUGGGUGUUUAAGUGGAUUGAGGACCUGAUUCUGGGAGUUUAACGGAUGGGAAUCACCAAUGGAUUUGUUUUAAGAUACUACUUAGCUGUUUUAUACUAAUGACAUGCUGAUUGAUUGUGAGAACUGGCUAAAAAUAAUUAGGUGUUAAUGAUUUUAUAAUUAAA
Molecule: messenger RNA, 2369 nt
Organism: Physella acuta
Lineage: Eukaryota; Metazoa; Mollusca; Gastropoda; Physidae
Source: RefSeq, a predicted model, not a curated record